Oryctolagus cuniculus (rabbit) is the source of this 5739-nucleotide messenger RNA. The record is from RefSeq and is a predicted model, not a curated record. Lineage: Eukaryota; Metazoa; Chordata; Mammalia; Lagomorpha; Leporidae.
CCGCCCCCCGCUCCCGAUGCCCGGUCCAGAGCGGCUCCGAGCGCGCGCCCUGCGGCCGCGACGAUGAAGAUCUGGAGCUCGGAGCACGUGUUCGGACUCAGGAGAGGAACCCGUGGCCAAGCUGUGAUUUGGAGCCUGCCUCGAUUGCCCCGGGGGCGCUGGUGUAAAUGUCAAUGCCCUGGGAAGGCCAGUAGCCUCAGGCUAGGAACUGCUGAGCCCUUUAUCUUGUCUGUGUCUGCCUACAUCUUCAAGCCAAAAAUCUCUUUAUUAUGUACCUUUUAGAAAUAUGGGGCCAGUGCCGUGGUACAGUGGGUUAAAGCCCCAGGCAGGCUGCUCCUCUUCUGAUCCAGCUCUCUGGUAUGGCCUGGGAAAGUAGUGGAAGAUGGCAGAAGUUCUUGAGCCCCUGCAUCCGCGUGGGAGACUAGGAAGAAGCUCCUGGCUCCUGGCUUCAGAUGCGCCCAGCUCUGGAAUGGAAGAGGCUCUGCCUCUCUUUGUAACUCUUUCAAAUAAAUAAAAUAAAUCUUUAAACAAAAUUUAGUAAUAUGCAAGAGCGGUCGGACUAGGAUUUUGUUUUUAAAGACAUUAUUUGUGUGAGAGUAGAGUUACAGAGAGAGGGAGAGACACAGAGAAAGAUCUGCCAUCCACUGGUUCACUCCCCAAAAGGCCGCAAUGGCUGAAGCUGGGCUAAUCCAAAGCCAGGAGCCAGGAGCUUCUUCCGGGUCUUCCAUGUGGGUGCAGGGGCCCAAGGACUUGGGCCAUCUUCUACUGCUUUCUAAGACCAUAGCAGAGAACUGGAUCAGAAGAGGAGCAGCCGGAACUCGAAAUGGUACCCAUGUGGGAUGCUGGCGCCGCAGGUGGAGGCUUAGCCCACUCCACCACAGCACCGGCCCCUGGACUAGGAUAUUGAGUGGCUGCUGCCAUGGCCCAGGUUAUCCUCCAGCAGCCUGUCUGGGCUCAGCCGUGGCCGUACCCACUUCCCUUCCCCUAAUGCUAGACAUAGACUCCUCCUGUGCCAUCUUCCUGACAGCUGCAGGUGCGUAAGGAAGCCUGCAGGGGCGGGAGCAGACAUCCACGCUGGGUGGCGGUACAGGCUUCUCUUCUGCCUGCUGGGGACAAGUUCAGACUCCGGUGGUCCUGGCGCAAUGCGAGGGACUGAUCCUGGGUAGACCUUUCUCUGCCCCUUCUUUGAAUUCCUGAAUCUGUCUGAAGUACUCACAGGUGUGGGGGUGUGUCCAUUCUCAUCCUUCUAGGUAAACAGAAGUGCUGGUGACCAUUUAGUGUCCACCCACGGGGCACGCCUUCCUGUUUCCCACACCUUUUCCACCGCCUGAUGCAGCCAGGCUUGUUGGGAUUUGCCACUUGAGUGGGUGUCAGGCUGUUUUCUGCAACCAUGGUGUGUGCCACAGCCUUAGGCUCUUGCGUGUAAAAGAUGGCACAGUGCUGUGUGCCCUUUCCCUCCAUUCGUCUUCGAUGUCAGUGUGAAUGUGUGUGGUCAUCCUGCACUUGUCAGUGGAAUUACAAUGUGCAUAUUGUAAGCACUUUGUAUUGAGCUUCAGUCAUCAGCUGGAAAGAUCCAAGACUUUUUUUUAUGUGUGUGUGUGUGUGUGUGUGCAUAUAUAAAAGAAACAGAUAGGGGCUGGCAUUGUGGUGCAGCAGGUUAAGCUGUCUCUCAUGACGCCAGCAUCCCAUAUCAGUGCUGGGUUGAGUUCUGGCUGUUUUGCUUCUGAUCCAGCUUCCUGCUAGUGUGCCUGGGAAGGCAGCGGAUGAUGGCUCAAGUGCUUGGGCCCCUGCCACCCAUGUGGGAAGCCAGGAUGGAGUUCCUGGCUCCUGGCUUCAAACUGGCCUAGUCCUGGGUGUUGCAGCUAGUUGGGAAGUAAACUAGCAGGUGGAAGCUCUCUCUUUGUCUCUCCCCUUCUCUCUGAUGCUCAGUCUUCCAAAUAAAUAUUUAAAAAAUCCAGAUAAGCCCAGUGCAGAUACUGCUCAACACUUACACAGUUUUAAGCUUAAUUUUAGAAGGCAUAGCCUAUUGUGCCUUAAGUACUGGUUUUUGUGGGAAGAAGCCCAGGGAACUUAACCUGGAAGUCCCCCAGCAGGAUCCUUUCUGCUGUUCGUGUAUCUCUAGAUUCCCCUCCCUUCCUUCCUUAGAUCUGGGAUCGACUAUGCCCUCUGGGUGUUCCUCCCUUAGCUCAGAGAAGACAAGACUGGACUCUUCUCUGUGCUACAUGGUGAUCAGGACCGGCCACAUCCCUGUGGGUUCACCCCUUGUUGUUAAAGCAGCAGACACAGUGACUCAGCAGCCUGAUUCCACAGUGUGGAAAACUGAGCCUAAGCUUUUCUGGUUGAGGAGAGGGAAGUUUAGACCCUCACAAUGUAGAGGCUGCCAGAUGUCUUAGAAUAAGUGAGGAGACCCGCUUACCACUGGCCACUGCUGCUGCCAACUUCUUCACCUAGGACAAGAGUUUUAUGAUGAUAAGCCACCCAUGGGACACCGUGAUCAAGGCUGCCAUGCGGAAGUACCCGAACCCGAUGAACCCGUGCGUGGUGGGCGUGGACGUGCUGGAGCGCGGUGUGGACGGCCGGGGGCGGCUGCACAGCCUGCGCCUGCUCAGCACCGAGUGGGGACUGCCCAGCCUCGUGCGAGCGGUGAGCCUGCAGGAGCCCGGCGGUGUCCAGGCCGGUCGCUCUCCGAGAUUUUGGGAACCAGUAGGACUUUGACAUACAUCAAAGAGCAUUCUGUUGUGGAUCCAGCGGAAAAGAAAAUGGAACUUUGUUCCACCAAUAUCACACUCACAAAUUUGGUGUCAGUUAAUGAGAGGUUGGUGUAUACACCCCACCCAGAGAACCCUGACAUGACCGUGCUCACACAAGAAGCCAUUAUCACCGUGAAGGGCAUUAGCCUUGGCAGCUACCUGGAAAGUUUAAUGGCCAACACGAUAUCGUCCAAUGCAAAGAAGGGUCGGGAGGCCUUGGAGUGGGUGAUCGGCCGCCUCAACGCGGACCUGGACGACGUGGAGGACCUGUCGGUGCAGAGCGCCUGAGACUGCAGCCACCCAGCAGGGUUCGAGCGGAGCUGGCCCGGCACGGCGUGCCCUGCGCCUGUAUUGUGAGGGUGCUUGCGGCCGCAGGCUGGGUCUGCCUGAAGACCCACGGGGGCAGGAGGAAGGCGGUGAUGCACUACCUCCUCCUGGCUCUCACCAAUUUAGCUUCCGUGGUGGGAAGAUUUCAUUUCUUUGUUAUUUUUUAACUGAGUAGGAAGUUAUUUUAAUUUGCCCUGAGUCUGGAAUACCCAAAUGAAGGCAAGGGGGCACUCCUCGGGAGCCCUGCCCCGGGGGCGAGGCUGCCUCACCUCCCUGGCUGUUUUUGAAGGGAGGCUGUUGGAGAUUUAUCCCCUGGGGUCCUGGGCCGGGCUUGCCCCAACCCCCACCAGCAGAGCCCACCUCCCCCCAGCACACCUGCCAUUGCGGGCCUAUAGGGCACCUUGGGUCCUUGCUGGGGCCAGGGGCCUCGAGCUGCAGGUGUGCCCCAUUUUUUCUUGUUUUCCAAUUUCAUUAUCUUCCAUGGAUCCCACAGCUUGGGUUUAAUUCAGGAGCUAGAUUUUUUUUUUAUUGUACAUGCACAACAAAUAAUGCAAAAUAUCCCCAUUUCCUUUUUGUUUUGGAACACAAAAUGGGAUAUAAUCUCUCCUUACUUGUGUCUUCACUGAAGGAGGCGUGGGGGAGUGCGUGGAUGCUGUGCUGUCCACCGAGGUGCCUUGAGCAUCCGCCGAUUUGCUGUCUUCAGCAUGUGGGGCCGCCUGGAACCGGUCCCACGUGGAUGCUGAGAGACGCCCAGGAGAGCAGCUGAGAACAAGCUCAGAACUCAGCCUGGCCUUCAUUUCGGUCCCUUGAGUUUGGCAGAAGCGGGAGCUGAGCACACCGGCUACUGUGUCAACCCCUCCCACAAGCCGGAAACUGCCGGAUGACGUUCAAGAGGAACCUGGCCUGCUUUAUAAAAAGUUUUAUUUAAUUGAGAAGCAGAGAGACAGUUCCCAUCUGCUGGUUCCCUCCCCAGAGACCCGCAGCAGUGGGGGCUGGGUCACCGCUGCUGUCUCCAGAGGUCAGAAUCGUGAGGAAGCUGGACCAAGAGCUGGAACUGGGACUCACAGCCAGGCACUCUGGUGGAGGACCUGAAUGUCCUGGCUGGCACCUUAACCACAAGGCCACCGGCCACCCUGAGUUCUCUCUUAUAUAGGCUGGGUUUUGGGAGCCUGUCGGACCUUCCUGGAGUCUGUGCCCUGGGGCUUUGACCUUGGUGGGGUGGCCUCUGUGGGGGCAGUGCCAGGAGCGCUUUGAGAUCAGCCUGCCUUUCCUGGAGGAAGAGGGGUGGAACUGCCCACCCCCUCUUGCCAUUUGGCAUUAGAAGCAAACAUUAGAGCAGCUUUGGAUUUGAGCCAGUGGCUCUUUGACUUCUAAGGAAUGGAGAUCCUUGCCUGUGGCCUUUCUACCCCCACUUUUGGGAAGGGGCGGUGUCUCUGCUGUGAGCCCCGCCCCCGGAGUCAUCCUGUGCAAAUCUCUGUUAUGGCUAAGCCUUGGCGCACGCCCACUGUGGUAAGAGGAGGUUUUCGCAGGCCCUGGCUUAACUUCAGUCUCCAAAGGGAGGCGGCUAAGGAAUCAUUGCUGGCGGCGAGGUGGUUGUCUGGGGUGCAUGAGCAAGCCUGGGCAGGUCCCGUGACUGUCACGCUUUGGGUUCCACAUCUGUGAAAUGCGGAUGCUAACCCUGCCCGGGGCUGAGCAAACCACACAGCAGGUACAGCACCCUGGUGCUGGCAGCGUGGGCACCCAGCUCCUGGUGCGGUGAUUACUGGUGGAGGCCAGCUGCUCAGGCUGCCUGGUGGCUGGGGGGAGAUCACCAGGUGAUUGUUAAGCGAGGGUAUUUUUAAAAGCUUUAGUCCUAGGAAGAGUUAACUGCAGUAAAACUGUAUCCCGUGACUGGUGAGCAGUCGGUCCUGGUGUGGUCCGGCCUGCUGGGGCUCUGUGACCCGGGGCGGGGCCGGACGCCCACAGCCUGCACCUGUUUCUGUUCAGCCCAUGCCAAGGUGGUCUGUGUGUUUUUACUGGGUUGUAAAUGCCCCCCUUUGGAAGGACAUAUGACUGAGAGUGAUGGGGUCCCACAGCCUGCUGUAUUUACAAUAGGUCCUUUCCAGAAAGCUUGUCGACCCCUUGCUUGGGGAUCCCUCUUCAUUUCUGGGUGCACUUAAACCCAGCAGGACCCGUUCCCCCACAUCCGACUGCUCUCCUUUCCCCAUUUCUAGUUAAUGCUGCCUCUGUUCCCCACAUCACGGCGAAACUGCACUCCUGCUUCCUCUGUUUGGUAACACAACAUUCCCUUCAGGUCCCAAGCCAGCUCUAGCUCUGACUGCCCUGCUCUGCUCUGGGGCUUAUGGCCUGGGGUAGCCACUUUCACGAUGGCCCUGGGGAGCUGUGCCUGUGACCUUGCUGUGGGCUGUGUCCUGCCUGCUGAGGGCUGGCCCGUGAUCGUGGAAUCUGAGCGUGCUGGAGAUGGUGGCGUGUGACUCCAGUGGCCGGGUCAGAAGGGACACUGCGGGUUAGGCGGGGCUGGUUCUCGCUCUCCUCACUGUCUCACAAGGACGCUCAGGAAGCCUCCAGGGAGGCCCUUGCGGCCAGCAGCCACAUGAUGGCGCCACCUCGGGGGCACCACAGAACCUUGUGAGAUAAUAAACGUUUCUUAUUUCAAGCCACA